UGAGCCAAGAGAAAGAGGAAAAGUUUUGUUGAUGUCUGCAAACCCAAAGCGUCAAAAUUGAAUUUUUUUUAUAAAAUUUUUAGUGAGAGAAGUUAUAAAGAUUCUCUUCUUCCAGACAGAGGGAGGGAGGGUGUGUACUACUUUGCUCGCUUUCUCCAUUCUCACUCCUAGUUUUUGUUUAGCUUUUCUCCACCCCCCACCCCACAUUGUCUCUCCCUGUCAAUGCCACCUUCCUAGUCCACAUUUGCUUUUCUUCAAUGAGGGUUUUAAGAAUUCUAUAACCUCCUGCGAUCUUCGUUUCCUGGCAUUUAGUGUAGCUUAAUGAGUGGGGUUUUUAUGAUUUGUUCUUUUAUUGCAUUUUUCUAGCUUCUUGGGGAUUGAGAUUUUUCCAGGCUUUGUAUUUGUGGAGAGGGUAUAGGGAUUUUUGGGUUUUAGAGAAGUUUGUGAAAGGGAGAAGCUAAGGACAAUGGCAGGGGGAGGAGGUGCGGCGGCGCCGCCUAAACAGGAUGAACAGCCACACCCUGUUAAAGAUCAGCUGCCCAAUGUUUCUUACUGCAUUACCAGCCCCCCUCCCUGGCCUGAGGCCAUAUUGCUUGGGUUUCAGCACUAUAUUGUUAUGCUUGGCACAACUGUACUCAUCCCCACCACUCUGGUUCCUCAAAUGGGAGGAGGAAAGGAAGAAAAAGCAAAGAUGAUUCAGACACUGCUUUUUGUUGCUGGUUUGAACACACUGACUCAGUCUCUGUUUGGCACUCGGUUGCCUGCUGUGAUUGGCGGCUCUUAUACUUUUGUGCCUACGACACUUUCGAUAGUCUUGGCUGGUCGAUAUAAUGGGAUCAUGGAUCCUCAAGAGAAGUUUGAGAGGACAAUGCGUGCGAUUCAGGGAGCACUAAUUGUGGCUUCAACUCUUCAAAUUAUUCUCGGUUUUAGUGGUCUUUGGCGAAAUGUGACUAGGUUCAUAAGUCCACUUUCUGCUGUUCCAUUGGUAGCUUUAUCAGGGUUUGGGCUGUACGAAUUUGGUUUUCCUCUGGUUGCAAAGUGUGUGGAAAUUGGACUGCCGCAACUCAUCUUUCUUGUAAUCUUUUCACAGUACAUACCCCACCUGAUGAAAGGAGACCGGCAUGUCUUUGACCGUUUUGCUGUCCUAUUCUCUGUUGCCAUUGUGUGGAUUUAUGCUCACCUUCUCACAGUGGGAGGAGCGUACAAGAAUGCACCAAUUAAGACCCAACUGAGCUGCAGAACAGAUCGUGCUGGAAUUAUCAGUGGUGCUCCCUGGAUACGGGUUCCAUAUCCAUUUCAAUGGGGAGCUCCCACAUUUGAUGCUGGAGAAGCAUUUGCAAUGAUGGCAGCCUCAUUUGUUGCUCUGGUUGAGUCCACUGGCGCUUUCAUUGCCGUCUCCAGAUAUGCUAGCGCAACCCCAAUACCGCCUUCUGUUCUUAGCCGUGGUGUUGGCUGGCAGGGUGUAGGCAUACUGUUUUCGGGAUUAUUUGGAACAGGGAACGGGUCAUCUGUCUCUGUGGAAAACGCUGGUCUGCUAGCAUUGACUCGUGUUGGAAGCCGGAGAGUUGUGCAAAUAUCGGCUGGUUUCAUGAUAUUCUUCUCGAUACUUGGAAAAUUCGGAGCUGUCUUUGCAUCGAUUCCAGCUCCCAUCAUUGCUGCAUUGUAUUGCCUGUUCUUUGCUUAUGUCGGUUCAGCAGGCCUCAGCUUCCUCCAAUUCUGCAAUUUGAACAGCUUUAGGACUAAAUUCAUCCUUGGAUUCUCGGUUUUCAUGGGCUUAUCCAUCCCGCAAUACUUCAACGAGUACACUGCAAUAAACGGGUUUGGUCCUGUACACACAAAAGCGAGAUGGUUCAAUGAUAUGAUCAAUGUGCCUCUCUCCUCGGAACCAUUCAUUGCGGGGCUGUUGGCGCUGUUCUUGGACGCCUCGCUGCACAAGAAAGACAGCGUGAGUAGGAAGGACCGAGGCAUGAACUGGUGGGAUAAGUUCAGGUCGUUCAAAACCGACACGAGGAGCGAAGAGUUCUACUCCUUGCCCUUCAAUCUCAACAAGUUUUUCCCAUCAGUGUAAGGAGGACUAGUAGUUUGGCAGAGUAACAGCGGUAUCUCUCAGUAUAUUUCCAGAGGCACAUUCGCACAUCUGUGCAACAAGCAUUGAUUUUUCUUGUUUCUUAUGAAUUAUUUCAUCACUUGCUAAUUGCAUAUAUAUUUUCCGCUAUGCUUUAAGUUCUCUUCUCUCUUCCUCCUGAUAUUGUUAUUAGAAAUGGAUGAUUUGCUAAUGUUGAUCCUUCUUUUAGGGUUAAUGUUUUCUAAA
This is a messenger RNA of Ipomoea triloba (trilobed morning glory), 2311 nucleotides long. RefSeq names its product nucleobase-ascorbate transporter 7-like. Gene Ontology annotation, molecular function: transmembrane transporter activity. The record is from RefSeq and is a predicted model, not a curated record. NCBI's taxonomy places the organism in Eukaryota, Viridiplantae, Streptophyta, Magnoliopsida, Solanales, Convolvulaceae. The transcript is spliced from 14 exons. Gene Ontology annotation, biological process: transmembrane transport. The coding region runs from base 467 to 2068 and encodes 533 amino acids. Gene Ontology annotation, cellular component: membrane.